Molecule: messenger RNA, 1137 nt
Organism: Morone saxatilis (striped sea-bass)
Lineage: Eukaryota; Metazoa; Chordata; Actinopteri; Moronidae
Product: NACHT, LRR and PYD domains-containing protein 3-like
Exons: 7
Coding region: 154-1137 (327 amino acids)
Source: RefSeq, a predicted model, not a curated record
GCCAGACGUAAACGGCGUGCCCUGUACAGUGUUCAGUGUAAACAAAUAACUCCAUAGAAGCUGAAACAGUAAACUAAAGGUUUGUUUUGUACUGGCGGUUCAUCAUCACUGACAGAGCUGCUCUUUCCUCCUGUAUAAGGUGUCGGCACUGUGAUGAAUCAGGGUGAGGACAGAGAGGAGGGAGUCCCUCCCUCUAAAACCACUCUGUGUGGGGAACAUGGCAGCCGGACCAAAGCUCAGAGCCCAGAACAGGUGCAAAGACCAGACUCUCCUGUACCCAGUUGUGUGUCUAUGAAGAGUGAUCGGUCCAUGAUACAUUCUGUUGAUUUUAAAGGACAUUCUUCUGAAUCAGACCCAGAACAGGUGCAGAGAACACACUCUCCUGUACCCAGCUGUGUGUCCAUGAAGAGUGAUCGGUCCAUGAUACGUUCUGUUGAUUUUAAAGGACAACACUCUUCUGAAUCAAAAAGAGUUCAGGAGAGCUCAGAAGUUCCUGGUGGUCAUUCUGCUCAGCAGCAACAAACUGACCUGGAAUCUAUAUUCAUGCUGCUUGAGGAGAAGAUUGUCAGUUUUGUGAGGGAUGAGUUAAAGAGGUUCCAGAGGACUCUGAGUCUAGAUUACUCUGAACCAUUCAAGAGACAAAUGGUGGAUGAGGAGGUGGACAGUGAGCAGGAGGAGCAGAGGAGUAGCAGAGAAGCAUUUCUGAAGGUCACACUUAAUUUCUUGAGGAGAAUAAAGCAGGUGGAGCUGGCAGACCUACUGCAGAGCAGAACUCCUUCUGGACUGUGCCAACGUAAACUCAGGUCAAAUUUGCAGAAGAAGUUUCAGUGUGUGUUUGAAGGGAUUGCAAAAGCAGGAAACCCAACCCUUCUGAAUCAGAUCUACACAGAGCUCUACAUCACAGAGGGAGGGACUGCAGAGGUCAAUGAUGAACAUGAGGUCAGACAGAUUGAAACAGCAUCCAGGAAACCAGACAGACCAGAAACAACAAUCAGACAAGAAGACAUCUUUAAACCCUCACCUGGAAGAGAUGAACCAAUCAGAACAGUGAUGACGAAGGGAGUAGCUGGCAUCGGGAAAACAGUCUUGAUGCAGAAGUUCACACUGGACUGGGCUGAAGGCAAAGCCAACCAUUGA